Messenger RNA from Encephalitozoon intestinalis ATCC 50506, 267 nucleotides. RefSeq lists its product as uncharacterized. The record is from RefSeq and is a predicted model, not a curated record. Lineage: Eukaryota; Fungi; Microsporidia; Unikaryonidae. The coding region runs from base 1 to 267 and encodes 88 amino acids. The transcript has a single exon.
AUGCAGGAAGCCAAAAGUAUACCGAUGGCCAGAAGUUUGCUUUUACUCAUGUUUAUCUCUACAUGUGUAACCAAGAUGUAUACUUCCAUAUCUUUCUUGGAAUAUGCAACUCUCCAAUGCAUUUUGGCCUGUUUGUUUAUUUUAUCUGUGUCGGUCUACGGGGCAUUCAGGAUAAGAAAUCGUGAUAAGGAAAACAAGUCCUAUAUGGAAAGAAUUGCACGCUAUGGCUUUUUCAACUCCUCUAGCAAGGCCGAAGGCCAUAUUUGA